Carassius gibelio (silver crucian carp) is the source of this 5907-nucleotide messenger RNA. RefSeq names its product small G protein signaling modulator 2. The record is from RefSeq and is a predicted model, not a curated record. Lineage: Eukaryota; Metazoa; Chordata; Actinopteri; Cypriniformes; Cyprinidae. Gene Ontology annotation, molecular function: GTPase activator activity. The transcript is spliced from 24 exons. The coding region runs from base 198 to 3371 and encodes 1057 amino acids.
GAACCGAAGAUGGCUUCACGAUGCGCUUCGUCAGUGCUUAUAUGCGUCAAGGCUCAGCUGUCAGUGCACACUUUUAUCUGAAAACGAAAUAAGGGUAAAGAAAAUUAAAAAUACUGAGAGUAAAGGCAGGCGAGCCGUUCAGAUUUAUGUCUCCAGACAGUUUAUGCUGCACUUGGGUUGUUUAAUAGUCGGGGACAAUGGGUUCGACUACAGAUGAAGAAUUUAAAGAGAAAUUACUCUGGAACGUCAAAAGAGAAGUGAAGCAGAUUAUGGAGGAGGCAGUGACCAAGAAGUUUGUACAUGAAGACAGCAGCCACGUUAUUGCACUUUGCAGCUCCAUUGAGGCUUGCCUAAGCCACCUGUUGAAGCGAAGAGCGGCGGGAUUCCUCCGCAGCGAUAAGAUCGCCGCCCUCUUCACCAAGAUCGGCAAGGUGAACACCACAGCGAGUGAGAUCUGCCGCAAAGUUCAAGAACAGCUACAGCAGCAGGCCGAAAUCACCAGGAGAACCCAGAGCACAGGACAGGAGCCCCUCCGGAGGCAGGGUUCCUCUGCCGGCCGAGCGCCUCAGCCCCUCUCUGCACAGGCCAUCAAGCACAUAUGGGUCCGCACGGCCCUCUUUGAGAAAGUUCUGGACAAAAUACUGCAGUAUAUUGUGGAUAAUGCAAGUAAGUAUUAUGAAAAGGAGGCCCUCAUGCACGACUCUGUGUUUGGCCCGAUACUGGCGGCACUGCUGGUCGGGCCUUGCGCUCUGGAAUACACUAAGCUCAAGACGUCGGAUCAUUUCUGGACAGACCCGUCAGCAAAUGAGCUUGUCCAGAGGCAUCGCAUUCACGGGGCCCACAGGGGCCAAGAAGUGUCCCCGGGCCGCAGGCCUGCACUUGGGAUCCGAAAGCGUCAGUCCUCUGGAAGCAUGUCUGAGGACAAGUUUGCGGCCUCGGCGAGAGAGUACGUUGAAUCCCUGCACCAAAACUCACGCAUUAACUUGCUCUACGGAAAAAACAAUGUACUCGUUCAACCGAAGAAGGAAAUGGAAGUGCUGCGUGGUUACCUGUCUCUUCAUCAGACGGCCGAAACGCUCACACUAAAGUGGACGCCCAAUCAGCUAAUCAAUGGCACUCUGGGAGACUGUGACUUGGAGAAGAGUAUUUACUGGGACUACGCUUUGAGUGUGCCUUUAAGACAGAUCGUCUGCAUUCAUUGUCACCAGCGCCCGGACUGUGGAGGUACUCUGGUGUUAGUAAGUCAGGAUGGGAUCCAGCGGCCUCCUCUGCAUUUUCCUCCUGGGGGCCACCUGCUGGCUUUCCUGUCCUGUUUGGAGACAGGUUUACUGCCCCGGGGUCAGCUUGAGCCCCCACUCUGGUCCCAGAAGGGCAAGGGUAAAGUCUUCCCUAAGCUCCGUAAGAGGAACAGCACAGCCCGUUUAUUGGAUCAAGAUGGAGAUGGCGAGGAGCAGAUCGCUGCAGACUUUGUGUUUCGCAUCGUCUAUCCAGGGCACCGUCAAGACUCAAUCACUAUAAACUACCACCACACCACGGGCAGUCGUGCGCCCUCUCUGGACGACGAUGAGGAGGAGGAAGAUAGACUUCACGCUAUGAUCUCUAUGAUCUGCUCACGGAACCUCACAGAUCCUAAUGCCAUGAAAGUAGACCACGGGGACAUGAUGCAGGAGAUGCAGGCUUUUGGCGGCAGCCCGUUGUCAUGGCAGCAGGGCGAGUGCACCAGUCAUAUGUCAUCUUGUCUGUCCUGCUCCACUGGGGGCAGCAUCGCUUCCGUCGAGCUUCCAGAGAGCUGUACCUGCAUGCAUGACCGUAUUCCACUGAAGACGCUGUGCCAAAAUAUGAAGAGACAGAUUGUGUCUCGAGCGUUUUAUGGCUGGCUGGGUUACUGUCGGCACCUGUCCACUGUGAGGACGCACCUUUCAGCACUGGUCAACCACAACAUUGUCCCUCCGGACAAGCCCAGUGAAGCCUCUGGAGGGCUCAGCAAAGAUGUGUGGAGUAAAUAUCAGAAAGACUGUAAGAAUUAUAAGGAGCUGGAGCUGCUGAGGUUGGUUUACUAUGGAGGGGUGGAGCAUGAGAUCAGGAAGGAGGUGUGGCCAUUUCUGCUGGGCCACUACAAGUUUGGGAUGGGCAAGAAAGACAUGGCUCAGAUUGACGAGAAGAUCACAGCAAGGUAUCAGCAGGUGAUGCGGGAGUGGAAGGCAUGUGAGGUCAUUGUGAAGCAGCGGGAAAAAGAGAUGCAGUCGGCCAUCUUUGCCAAGUUGUCGUCAGGGAGCAGUAUAGACAGCCACGUCCUCCGACUCAUCCAUAGGGACUCCACCAUUAGCAACGAGGUAUUCAUGUCUGUGGAUGAGCCUGACGCAGGGGGUCACAACACCUCAUGUGAGGGAGGAAGUACUCCCACCUUAACCACUGUGGUUACCCCAGCCAUGUUAGCUCCAGACGAGAGGCCUCUGGUGGAGUUUGACUCUCCAGACUCAGGCCUGCCCUCCUCCAGGAACUACUCUGUAGCAUCUGGACAUUCCCAAAUCAUGUCCAGCAUCGAUGACGGACAGAGCAUGGAGGAGGACACUACACCCACCGGGGUACUGGAGGAGCAGGGUGGACGGGACUCCCUGAGUGAGGACAAACUCUGCAGUCAGCUGGACAAACUCACAACCACUACUGAGGGCACGCCACCAUCCUUCUCCUCUUAUACGAUUGAGCUGUUGGACAAGGUGGCUCUGAACCUGCACAGAAUAGACAAAGACGUCCAGCGCUGCGAUCGUAACUACUAUUACUUCACUACCAGCAACCUGGAGAAACUGCGAAACAUCAUGUGCAGUUACGUGUGGGAACAUCUGGAGAUUGGCUAUGUGCAAGGCAUGUGUGACCUUCUAGCUCCACUGAUGGUCAUUCUGGAUGAUGAGUGCUUGGCCUACAGCUGUUUCACUCAGCUAAUGAAAAGGAUGAGUCAGAAUUUCCCUACCGGAGGAGCCAUGGACAAUCAUUUCGCCAAUAUGAGGUCACUAAUACAGAUCCUUGACUCAGAAUUGUUUGAGCUCAUGCAGCAGAAUGGAGAUUACACCCAUUUCUACUUCUGCUACCGCUGGUUCCUCCUGGACUUCAAAAGAGAGCUACUCUAUGAGGAUGUGUUUGCCGUCUGGGAGGUCAUCUGGGUCGCCCCUCGCAUCUCCUCUAAACACGUUGUCCUGUUCAUUGCACUGGCCUUGGUGGAGGUGUACAGGGACAUUAUCCUGGACAACAACAUGGACUUCACUGAUAUCAUCAAGUUCUUUAACGAGAUGGCCGAGCGCCACGACGUGCAGCACAUCCUCCGAAUAGCGCGGGAGCUGGUACACAAGGUGCAGACCCUUAUCGAGAACAAGUGAGAAUAAGAGUAGGCUGCCGCCCACCGAGUCCCGUCUGGCCAAAUCUCCUCGUCGAGGCUCGAGACCGCCCAGGAUCUGCCUCGACGUCUCGACUCUUAAUAUCGUUUGCCUGCCACAGAAUGCAGUUGUGUCAGACCCUGGCGUUGUCUGCAUGCUCGUGGUGUUUGAGCACACUGUGACUGACGUUUUUUCCUUUCUUUUCUGAACACGCCUCCAGUACACACCACACAGAUCAGGUCCUUUUAGAUCUGCUUUUAUAAGAAAUGGAAAGCCUCGUACAGGGGCACAACUGUUUCCCUUCCCUAAUGGCUGCCAAAUGUACAGUAAGUAUUCCACGAUGAAUAAAAACUAGCACAGCUCUGAAUCCUCAAACUAGGCAGCGUUAGGUCAGCUCCCUUAAAUAACAACCAAGCCACGAAGAAGUCGUCGAAACAGUGUGUGACCAAAAGGACUGUGCCAAUAACCUUGUGCUAGUAUUUAUAUAACCUCGUUUUAUCGUUUAGCGUCUCUAUUGCCCCUUUUCUUCAUCAAACAAUGUUUUGGUUGAUGGUGAUAAUGACAAUGAUCUCAGAAAAGUAGUUGACGUUGCCUUUGUUACACAUUUCGUGACCUGUGUCCAUAUGUUUGCACUUUGAAUCUGUGGCUCCAUGACCCCCGUGAUGCUCCUCACUGACAGGUGUUAUCAGGGGGCACUACACUUCCCUCAGUGUCCUAAAGUCUGGAAAGGGUCCAGGCUCUUCCACGGGACAGAAAACUGCUUCCACGUGAUCUGACGAGACGCAUUAGUCUUCGGUGUGUCGCUACCUUCAGGCUCUGUUCACACUGCAUAUACUGUACACUACUGUUCAAAAGUUUAGGGUCAGUAAGAUUUUUGAUCAUUUUAUUCCGCAAGGAUGCAUUCAAUUAAUCAAAAGUGAGAGUUAAGGCAUUUAUAAUGUUACAAAAGAUCUGGGUUUCAAAUAAAAGCUCUCUAUUUUUCAAAGAAUCCUGAAAAUAUAUUUCCACAAGAAAAUAAUCAGCAGCACAACUCUUUUCAACAUUAGUUUUAAAGGAGAUUUUGAAGUUUUGAAAGAUUAUGUGUGACACUGAAGACUGGAGUAAUGGCUGCUGGAAAUUCAGCUUUAUAUUAAUACAUCUUAAAAUAUAUUCAAAUAAAAACCAGUCAUUUGUGAAAUGAUAAUAGUAUUUCACAAUAUCACUAUUUUUUAUCAAAUACAUGCAGCACUGGUAAGCAUAAGAUACUUAAAAAAAAAUACUAAAACAAAUCUUACUGACCACAAUCUUUUAAAACUUUUAAAGUUGCAUACAUAAAUCUUGUCAUAUUUCCAUAUCUAAUCUUCAUGACUGAUAAUAUACAUUUUGACCAUGUCCAAAAUUAUGAAAAAGAACUUCAAAAACUAGAUUUUAAAUGAGGCCUAAAUUAGACCUGCUUUCAGCAUGUUAAGGUUCUUUCUCAUCAAAUGUGUCUUGCAUAAUAGUUGCACAUUUUAAGAGAAAUACAGUCUUCCCCAUCUUCCAACUAAUUAAUGCCUAAGGUCGUUUUGAAUUGAACACGAGCUUACUGAAUCCUUCACACAGUGCUGCAAGUGAUAUUUUCUUGAAUAGUAUGUGAAAUAAAUGCAGCAUCCAAUCAUCAUUUCGGAAAUAAAGCUUAUUUAUAGUGAAAAUGUUAACUUUUGAUAUUCUCUUCAAGUGAAUCAAUGAUACUAUAUUGGAAAUGGACUGUUAAGGCAUGCACUUUGCAUUGUGGGAUAUUAUAUUCCAUGCAGUGUGCUGUUAUAUGCUACACAUUUGGUCGUCAGGGUAUUCCACACAUACUGCCGAAGUAGUAUGCUAUUCCUCACAGCCUAAAUCCCCCAAAACAAAAAGCAACUGUACUUUUCUAACAGCUGACAGAGAUUAUGGGAGAAGUGGUCUUCUUAUGAUGUGACUAUCGGUCAAUUCCUUUUGUCAAAAGCGUGCGAGUGCGAAGGAUGUUUUAACCCUUCCGACAGGAGCUCAUGUACCAAAGCCUCUCAAACAUCUGCAUCCUUCAUACACACGUGCAAUGCUAAACCACAACUCGAAGACUGUUGAUCAGGUCUAUAAAAGACAAAUCAUUUCUUUUCAUUUCUACUGCGAUACAUUUAUUAUCCUCCUUUAUGUGUGUAUUACUGCACUGUAAAUAAAGAGAGAAGCGCUGGAUUUCUAUGAGGACACUACUGUCAGCGGUUUCAGACUCUUAUUUUUUAACUCUUAUAGCUGUACAAUUUGAACCAUGGGAAACCUUUGUUACUUGUUGACUGUUACGUCCCUUAUAAACGUUGUGCACUGGUUUCUGAUCAUUUCAAAUGUAAAUUUUUGUCUGGACGCCAACAUCAGAAUGAUGUAUUGUAACGGGUGGAUCAUUUACCUUGAAUGUACAUGUAUUAUGGAAAAAAGUUAUAUAUAUAUAUUGCAAAUCAAUUUAUGCAUUGCAUUGACAGAAGGUAACAGUAAAGAUUUCUAAUGUUGCAAAAUAUUUCUUUUGCAAAUAAAUGCUGUUCUUUGAACAUUC